GAGCACUUUUACCUCUUCUUCCUUCUUUGCCAACCAACAGCACCUGUGCUGCAAGCACAGUUUAGAUCGCAGAGGACCUCUUGGAUUGAGGUGGUGAGUAGUGUGGAACUGCAGCCCCCCCCCUACCACACACACACACACACACACUCGCACACAUCGCUUGACCCCAAACCACUGGCAAUCGAUCGAAUCGAUCGAUGCUCACUGCUCACCGUACGUUGGCGAUGACUGCGGCGGCGUGUGUCUUGGCCGUUGCCUUGCUGGCAACGCUGGCCACGCAGACGGCCCACGCGUCCAGCUCCGGCUCGGCUGCGAGAACGACAAGCGAUCCGUCGCUCCAUGGCCCGGUCGUGCCAUCCGGUUUUUACGAGUGCUUCGUCGGUGCUUACCCAUCCACCCGGUUUGCAACCGAGGAUGUGGUUCGGCCUGCGGUCCUCUUCUCUGGCGUCUCGGUUCCAAAUGUGAAGCGCAUUGACCUGGAGUCGUGCGUGAACCUGUGCUCCUCCGUUUCCCUUGACGAGUGCGCCGGCGUGUUCUUCAUCGUGGCCCCGGAGUAUGCGUGCUACCUCCUGCCAAACGCGCCAGCAACAGGGCAGCCCGUGCCCACAGGCACGUCGUCCUUCACGCUGCUGCGCACGCCGCUGCAGGACCAGUUCCCACCACAGCUUCCCACCGACGCCCUGAGGGCGUGGGUUUCGUACGACCACGUGCACGCGCGUGCAGCCAGCAUGGGGUUUGCGGUUGAUGCGGUUGGCGCCGUCCCUUUCGCGCCGGGCUCCCCGAGCGACUAUGCCUUCCGACUGGAGAUUGGCCACCUCAUCCGCUCCUUCGUCUCCCGUGUCUCAGACUGCAUGGCCACGUGCCUGGCAACGGCCGAAUGCGACGCCCUGCACAUUGUGCAGACGCGCCCGUCGUUUCAGGCCACAGCCAACUCUGGCACGCCAGGUGACGAUGCCAUCCCCAUCAUCUGCUCGCUGCUUCGGGAUGCAGAGCCACACAGGCUCACAUCAACCACCUUCCACUCCUUUUCCCUCUCCCGCAUCAACCUUCCUACAACCACCACAUUGACCACCACAUCAACUACGACAUCGAGUAGCAUGCCAACCACCACAUCAACUACGACAUCGAGUAGCAUGCCAACCACCACAUCCACCACUACAUCCACCACAACGUCAACCACCACAUCAACCACCACGCCACCUCCUGGUGAUGCAACCACAAUGCAUCCCCCAGCCACAACAACAACAACAACGUCCACCACUACAUCCACCACGACGUCCACCACCACCACCAUGACAACAAGACCUUCGUCGUCACUGGGCCACGAGCAGUCCAGUGUAUCGUCCUCAUCUUCCACCUCCACAUCCUCCUCCACCUCCACGUCUUCCUCCACCUCUACGUCGUCAUCAUCAUCAACAUCCUCCUCAUCAUCCACAUCAUCGUCAACAUCCACUUCAUCCUCGUCAUCAUCAACGCCUGCGCUGUCAUCGUCUGCCCCGCGUGGCAUCAUCCUCAUGUUUGCCGAUGACGUGGGUGCCGAGCGUAUUGGCGCCUAUGGGUCGCACCACUCCACCCCAAACGUGGAUCGCCUUGCGUCGGAGGGCGCCCUCUUUUCACACUUUCACGCCCAGCCAGCAUGCGUUCCUUCAAGGUCGACGCUGCUGAGCGGGCGAAUCCCGGUGCGCCACGGCCUCGUUGCCAAUCUUGGUGGCCUUCCCCUCGACGAUCUUCAACGACAGCACUGCAGUCUCAUGCGACUCAUGAAGGCUGCCGGUUACUCCACCGCCCAGAUCCUCAAAUGGCACCUCGGUGAUCUGCCGCUGCAAGCGGACGGGUGCGGUAUUGACGAGUACAUUGUGUGGGCGCGUGAGCUUGACCGCGACAGGUACAAGGACUUUGUUGCACACACCAACCUGGAUGUGACCUCCAACGACGUGUUCUCAGGCCAGCCGUGGCCAUGGGGAACGGGGCGACGCAACGAAUGGACCACCGUGGAGCCAGAAGGGCCACACUACGGCCCUCGCCUGGGCGUGAAGAUGGUGAAAGAUCUCGUGUUGCAUCAUGUCCAGGAGGACACGCCCUUCUUCCUGUACUACCCCAUGCUGCUUGGGCACGGCUCCUUCCGGACAGGAACGCCGCCCGAGUACGACGGCAACGGCGGUGGACGCGCAGUCCGCUUCACGGCGAUGAUGGAGGAGAUGGACCGCAUUGUUGGCGAACUGGACACGUUCUUGCAGGACGUUGGUGUGAGCAACGACACGCUGCUGCUGUUUGUCGGCGACAACGGCACCCCAGACGGCUUUGGCUCAGACGUCGACGUUCCACUGGACAACAACCUUGGAGAUGGUGAUGAUGGCGAUGACGAUGCGACAACGGUCGAGCAUGUGGAUGGCGCCAAGUUUUCUGUCUUUGACAACGGCACGCGAGUGCCGUGCAUUGUCAAGUGGCCAUCUGUGAUUGCUCCCGGCAUCACCAUCAACGCCAUUGGCGACCUCACGGACAUCAUGACAACGCUGGCGGCGGCAGCGGGAAGAGAGGACCUGCUGUCCGAUGCGUCCAUCGUCUUCAACACGGGCGAUGGCGACGAUGGCACGUACGGUGAUGGUGGUGAUGAUGGUGGCGACGAGGGGAGCGUGUCGAGUGAUCCGUUCUUCAGCAAGCUUGAUGGCCGUUCAGUGUGGCGGAAGUUGGUGUCACUCCCUCCUGGCAGCGAGGAUGGUGCCGUGGACAGUCCCAGGCUGCUUGCGGGCGAAAAGCCGUUUGUGUAUGUGCAGUACCGCAAGGACGCCAUUGUGCGCACACGAACGCACCUGCUGAACCAGGACGGCGCACUGUAUGACGUCGACGCGCUGUACCGCCCACACCUCAUCGACACCAUCAACACCGUGUGCGACGCGCAGCGGUACACGCAGCUGCUGCUGCUUGAGGAGGCAGCCAACGCCACCAUGCGCCACAACGACUUUGCGACGUUUUCGCCAACACGUCGCCCCACCAUCGUCGAUCCACGCCCAACUGUGCCGGAGUGCCGUAAGUGGCGGUGCUUCGGUGGCGCUGCCGUGUGCCGUGGGUGCAACCCUGGUUACACGCUGGAUACGAGCACACACACGUGCGCGCAGUGCCGUGUGUCCAACUGCAAGGGCUGCUACCUCCGCAAGUUGGACGUGUGUCACACGUGCCAGCCAGGAUACCAGCUCCAAGACAAUGGCACCACUUGUGCCCCGCUGGUUUGAAUGAUAAGGGCUAGGGAUGUGUCUGCGUGUGUGUCUGUGUGUGCCUGUGUGCGUGUGUGUGUGUGCGUGUGCGUGUGUGUCUGUGUCUGUGUGUCUGUGUGCCUGUGUGUCUGUGUGGUAUGGGCAUGUUGCUUGCUUGUUUGUUGCCUUCUCCCAAUGUGAUUGUGAUGUAGUGUCACGUAGUUACGCUGGUGACUUCACUCCCUUUGCCUCUGCUCUUUUUACGCCUUGCACUGUUCGUGUCCUUGUGACAAAUGUAGUUUGCCUUUGCCCUCUUCUCUCUCUCUCUCUCUCGGUUUCUUGUGUUGGGGUGCGAUGGAGUGUGAUCAUGCUUGUAAUAUGAGACUUGAAUGAAACAAAUGAGCGAA
Salpingoeca rosetta is the source of this 3598-nucleotide messenger RNA. RefSeq lists its product as uncharacterized. The coding region runs from base 198 to 3230 and encodes 1010 amino acids. The record is from RefSeq and is a predicted model, not a curated record. The transcript is spliced from 4 exons. Lineage: Eukaryota; Choanoflagellata; Craspedida; Salpingoecidae. Gene Ontology annotation, molecular function: arylsulfatase activity.